UGCGAGCUAGCUGCAAUCCAUCACACAAUGGCUGAUCACAAUGAAAACUUUGCUCCAAAUGCGGACCUGGGAGGUACGGCGGCACACACCAAGGCACAACAGCCAGCCAGCACUGAUACGAAAACCGAGCAAGCACAGCCCACCAGUUCCUUCUCGAGGGAUACGAAGCGAGAGGCCAGCUGGCCAUCGGUACUGUUUUACAUCCAUCUUAACAUUCUAGGCGUGUACGGUGUAUUCGUUUUAUUUUCUCACACCUCAGUGAUAACGUGUAUCUUCACAUUCUUGCUCACAUUAUGCGGUAUCUUGGGCGUUACGGCCGGGGCCCACCGUCUAUGGGCGCAUAGAACGUAUCAAGCCACCCCAUUGCUUCGCUUCGUGCUGAUGAUCUUCCAAACGCUUGCCGGACAGGGCUCAAUCUACGAUUGGGUACGCUUGCAUCGGCUCCAUCACGAAAAGUACCGCACCGUUGACGAUCCGUACUACAGCGAUAAGGACUUUCUGCACGCACAAGUGUUUGCCAACAUACGCAAGCUAAGCCCAAAGCAGGAAAAGCUGCUGGCAACGAUCGAUAUGAGCGAUCUCGAAUCGGACCGGAUUGUUAUGUUCCAGCGGCGGUUCUAUUGGUUGCUUUACGUAGUACUGUUCGUACUGCUACCGAUCAACGCACCGCUCGAAUACUGGGGCGAUACCGUACAGGCGGCCAUCUUUGUCGCCUUCUCGUUGCGCUACCUGAUCGUGCUGAACGUUUCGUGGCUCAUCAAUUCGGCUCACUUUGUCUGGGGUCUAGACAAAAGCCACAAGCAGUCGGACUCGAAUAUGGUGUUUUUGGUGACCAAGAGCUACUGGCCGCAGUACCACUAUCUGCUACCGUUCGACUAUCAGAGUGGCGAGUUUGGCAACUACGGUUCCGGUUGUACUACCGCAUUUAUUCGCAUCUGUGCCGCUACCGGGCAGGCGACCAAUCUGCAAACCAUGACCACCGAAGCCGUCAAGCGGGGUCUCACGAUGGCCGUGGACAGUGGUAAGCCGAUCGUCGAAUGUCUUAAGCAGGCCGGUGCCGAGGAUAUGUGCAAUCUGAAACGUGAACAUUAUCUCCAAAAUGAACGACUGCACUAGCCGCUAGUUA
Messenger RNA from Anopheles maculipalpis, 1126 nucleotides. Its product is annotated as acyl-CoA Delta-9 desaturase. Bases 28 to 1116 code for a protein of 362 amino acids. Gene Ontology annotation, cellular component: endoplasmic reticulum membrane. Gene Ontology annotation, molecular function: stearoyl-CoA 9-desaturase activity; iron ion binding. The record is from RefSeq and is a predicted model, not a curated record. NCBI's taxonomy places the organism in Eukaryota, Metazoa, Arthropoda, Insecta, Diptera, Culicidae. Gene Ontology annotation, biological process: unsaturated fatty acid biosynthetic process. The transcript has 4 exons.